Messenger RNA from Rubroshorea leprosula, 1049 nucleotides. Lineage: Eukaryota; Viridiplantae; Streptophyta; Magnoliopsida; Malvales; Dipterocarpaceae. The record is from the annotation of a GenBank genome assembly.
AAAAGGCCAACGUCUGCCCAACCCUUAACCAAGACUAGAAAGAGAGGAAUUCGGAUCUGUCUUAGUGUUUUAGGAAAGAGAGAAAAAUGGGGAGAGGCAGAGUUGAGCUGAAGAGAAUAGAGAACAAAAUUAACAGGCAGGUUACUUUUGCCAAGAGGAGAAAUGGGUUGCUCAAGAAAGCCUAUGAGCUCUCAGUCCUCUGUGAUGCUGAAGUUGCUCUCAUCAUCUUCUCUAACCGUGGAAAGCUCUAUGAGUUCUGCAGCAGCUCUAGCAUGACGAAAACACUUGAAAAGUACCAUAAGUGCAGCUAUGGUGCUCUGGACGCCAACCAACCAAUCCAUGAGACACAGAACAGUUACCAGGAAUAUUUGAGGCUAAAAGCAAGAGUGGAGAUCCUGCAGCAAUCUCAGAGAAACCUUCUUGGAGAAGAUUUGGCUCCACUGAGCACUAAGGAGCUUGACCAGCUUGAGCAUCAACUGGAAUCAUCCUUGAAGCAAAUAAGGUCUACAAGGACUCAAUGCAUGCUUGAUCAACUUGCUGAUGUUCAAGACAGGGAACGGAAGCUGGUUGAAGAUAAUAAAGCUCUGAGAAAGAAGUUGGAGGAAAGUUGCAGUCAAGUUCCUCUUCGACCAGCAUGGGAAGCCGGAGGGGCGCAGAACAUUCCAUACAGUCGUCUCCCACCUCAAUCAGAGGGGUAUUUCCAGCCCCUAGGAGGCAACUCCACAUUACAAAUUGGAUAUAAUCCUAUUGGUACAGAAGAAAUGAACACCAUGGGGCAUCAUCACCAGAAUGUAAGUGAAUUCAUCCCUGGAUGGAUGCUCUGAUUCUCAAGCCAUGAACAUAAGAUUCGAAUUUACUGGUGGAAUAUACAUAUAUCUACCUACGAGGUUGUGUCUUUGGUUUUCCUCUGUAUGUGGUUUGUAAUCUUUUCUCAUGCAACUUGUAAUUUCAUAUGAAACACAAUAAACAUAUGACUGUAAGUUGUGAUGACAUAGUACGACGGCUACUUCUAAGCCCUUUAAUUAUAUUGGCAAUGCAUAUGCCAUAUG